This is a messenger RNA of Anopheles funestus (African malaria mosquito), 10569 nucleotides long. RefSeq names its product myotubularin-related protein 3. The transcript is spliced from 13 exons. The record is from RefSeq and is a predicted model, not a curated record. The coding region runs from base 3037 to 8697 and encodes 1886 amino acids. Gene Ontology annotation, biological process: regulation of autophagy; dephosphorylation. Gene Ontology annotation, molecular function: protein phosphatase binding; phosphatidylinositol-3,5-bisphosphate 3-phosphatase activity; metal ion binding. NCBI's taxonomy places the organism in Eukaryota, Metazoa, Arthropoda, Insecta, Diptera, Culicidae.
CCCGCAGCUAACCAGCAACCAACGCUGUAUUGAGUGUAUUAUCUAUUUGUCUGGUCCAAAAAAAAUCUUUACGAUAUCAAUAAAACAAUAUUCUCUCAAGGUUUUUUCCAAACAUGAGUAUCCUACAUAAACAUAUUAAACAUUAGCCCACAAAAAUUCCUUAUAUUAUCUUUACGAACACAUAUUAAAUGAUUUGAAAAUAAAACACGAUGUUAUUGUCUUCAAUGGAGCACUCUUUCAGAAAAAAAUAUCUCACCAAUCUUUUGCCUUCUUCGAGACGAUCUGAUAAUUUUGACCUCAAAUGCACCUUUAGUGCUGUUGCGUCCACUUCUUCUUUUUUUGUGUGUGAGGAAAAUUCCAUUCGCUUUCAUUCCCCAUUUCUAAGACCGAAUGCCCGGAAGGGAAUGUGACCCGAGUCACGCACACCCCAAAUCGUCCGGAAAGGGAGACCUGCAUGAACAAAACUUGUUCGAUAGGGAGAGAGCACUGCAGUCUCCCAAAAUUCUGUCCGUUUUCGGGGGUUUUUUUUCUCUUCCGAAGGUUAGGCUGAGGAAUGAAGUUGUCGUGGAAUUUGUCACGUAACGCAUAGGAGUCUUAUGUAUCGUCUCGGAAAUAUUUGAUGGUACCAUAAGAUGUAACUUUGAGGCACAAAGUGUAUGUCUGUGUGGCUACAGUAAUAGGUUUAAUAAAUGAUAAGAACCCAUCAUUUUGCACACAAAUGAUAGUGUCGGGAAUCGAUUCUCCUGCCCUCGGUACGGUCGUACUCUAGUUGGUGAGCUGUGGUUAAAAUUGAUUAACAACCGAUCCUCCGGGUGUUUUAUCUCCCGCGUCUACAAUGUUUUGACAUAUGCAAGAAGAGAGACAGGGACGGUUGUUUGCAUGUGGCAAACUGCAGUGCUCUGCAUCUUACCCGAGACUUAGUGAGUGCAGCGGCAAUCGCACGAACGCGAUAAGCAGAGAUGCUAAUAAACUCUAACUAAACAACAACAACCGUUCUUCCUUCUAUCGGGGGGAUCACCUUCGACUGUGGGAAGGUGAUACACAGCACCCUUUUCAUCUUCAUCGUAAACAUCAACCAUUGGAAGGUGCUAAACACCAUCAGCUAGGGGUGUCCGUUAGCGGGAACGCAACCAGUCACACCUCCGCCAGCAAGGAAAAGAUACAAGAUAAGAGAAAUGCUGGACCCAGUUAUCAUUCAAGAAGAUCCACCCGUAUGGUAUGAUGACGCCGUACUUUUGGUGCGUUGAAACACCGGUUCUAACUGGUUCCAUGGUAUUAGCUGCAGCAAAAUGCGCAUUCCAUCGGUAACUAACCGGAAUAGCGUUUCUAAUGUAUUUGCUUACUAGGGUUUCCUGACAGCGAAAUGGGUUGCAGGAUGAUAAGCUGAGUGUUUUUGCUGUGGAAGUGAAAUUCUGAGGAAUAAAAUGGUAAAUACGGAAGCAAAAAUCCCGUCUGUGUGUAUGUCAGGAAGCGUUUUGCGCAAAGAUUGCUGCUGCAUCACCAAUGAUUCCAACACUUCACGUGACCUACACUCUAUGAUUAAUGUACCGCCUAGCAAUAGAAAGGAUACGUCUCUCCAACGCCUCCACACGUUUCUGAUCAUUAUUAAGGACUGAUAAGAGUAGAGUUUCAGCACGUGUACAUUUGUCACCCGUUCGGUUACAGAUUGAUCACGUUUCCUAAGCGCACCGAUGUCGUCCUGCUAUUGUACCGAUGUGGUCAGCACCAGUCUAAUCUUGCUGUCGGAUCAUUUCAUGAUUGUGUGGUGUAUUAGGUGGGUAUGUCCGGAACAUGGGGAUUGUAAACCAUGUAAAUUAACGUCGAACCUGAGCGUUCAAACCCUCAUUAAUCCUUUUAAUCUUUAGAGAGCAGGCAUCAUUUCGUUUCUUCAUACAGAUCUAGAGACUUGUCGUCUGUAAGAUGCGUGUACACCUCUGUAAAUGUUCAGGAGGUUGUGUGUGUGUGUUUUACCCGUUGUUAAACAUUGAGUUGAUGACGCACUUUCCACUGCUUUGUUGAUUGUUUCCGAACCAGUUUUUACUAGCUCCUAUACGAUCAGAUCUGUCAUUCGGGAAUGUUCCUAUUGACAGAUUUUAUCAUCAAUAUGCACUAAAAUAGGACAAAUAUAGGAAUAUUCAAAAAUGAGUUCUAUCUGGAAGGUAAUCUUCCGUUGUUCCCCUAGGCUCUACAGUGCCACAAAAUAGAUGCUUUUUAAAAGGAUCUUAUUCUCCGAUUUAAAGAAUAAAAACCUCAAACAUCUUCCAAAUUCUCCAGAAAUCUUCCCAAAACUCGUGAAAGGGCUAUGUGAAAAUGGUCACGUUUACCAUUUCACGAUCGCCUGUCUUACUCCCGCCAGCCAUAAGAACCGUUCUAAAUUGCCCUCGUGUAUACCUCUGCCUCACUGCCAGUUUAUCAGUCAUCAUCCUUUUGGGCGAAACAGGACAGCCUAUCAAGAAUCAAAACCAGACAGAAGAAGAGGUCACCAUUCUAAUCAGUAACGAGGAGAUGUGUGUGGGCAUGUAAAUACGGUCGGUCAGAUCUCUUCAACGUACGUGCUUUGCGUCUCACUUGCUCUCUUGCGCCUAGUUCCCCGAGACGGUGAUCGCACAGCAUCAUAUUUUACCGCGAGCAUCAUCGUGUCCGGCUCUCAAACGGUAGUCAGCUUCUGAAGCGAGUGUACCUCGUCCUAUAGAUCGCGCAAGAACCGAGCAAGAAUUCAUUAACAACUGUUGCUGGCGGUAUAGAUUGUUGAAUUCUUAACUCAAUCUAGCAAAAAAGCAUAAAAAGAAACGUAAAAAGCGACAAGCAGAUUGCAGAAUUAUCUCGUGCAGAACAUUCUGGUGUGGAGUACCGUACGCAGAACGCGCCAAAAAUAUAGACUAUUGCAAUCAAUCGUGACACACUGCUUCUAUCGGGCAGUGAUAAGAACCAAAGUGAAAAGAGUUUUUUGUUUGAGAGGUUAAUCAAACCGGCUGCAGAAUAGUCUAGACUCUAGAGUAAUCCAGCAAAAAAAAAACAAAAGAACAGAAGUCAACGAUGGGUCUCAAGUUCCUGCUAUUUAAUAAUCAACAGAGUCAGAAUCUACAUAGAGGUGUAAGAAAAAUCAUGGAAGGUUCGGGCGACGGUUCACCGCAAUCGUCGAUGUGUAUGGUGAAGGCGGCCGAGCUCUUUCCGAAACCGAUCCUCGAGAAAGAGGAAGAAAAGCUCACCGUACGGUUCACCGAGCUUGCUGGUGAAUCUGUACGCUUCCUAGGUCAGACUGAUGAUGGCAUACUGGCACUGUCAAACUAUCGCUUGUUUCUGCAGAAGAACAGCACCGGCGCCGGUGUGUCGGUCCCUCUGGGGCUGAUCGAAUCGACGCAAGUUCGUGACCUGUUUCAUCUGAUCGUGAACUGCAAAGACGCUAGUACCGUCCGUUGUUCCUUUGCAACGUCCGAGCAAUGCAGUGAAUGGAACCGUCGGAUAACGCUGUCGAUCGGUGUGCCGGAAACGCUGGAGGCACUGUUUGCCUUUCCGUUUCACGCGUGGGCCUCGGAAUCGCCGACGCUCAACCAGGACAACGAGUGGGCCGGCCGUUUACAGCGUGUCGGUUCGUUCGAUGAUGAAUUCCGUCGCGAAGUCGAACGGUUACAGUUUGAUCUGCAGGGCGCUUGGCGCAUCAGUCAGGCAAAUGCGGAAUUUAAGCUCUGCCCAUCCUACCCGCGGUUGCUGCUGGUGCCGGCUUGUAUCUCCGACGAUACGCUGCAGAAUGUGGCAAGCUUUCGUAGCUCACGGCGCAUACCGGCGGUCGUGUGGCGCCAUCAGCGCACCGGUGCAGUAAUCGCACGCUGCAGCCAGCCCGAGGUCGGUUGGCUCGGUUGGCGUAAUUCGAAGGAUGAGCAGCUGCUGAAAGCACUUUCGGACGCGUGCUCGUUCGACCGUGGCACACAGGAUCGGGCAAGCGAUGGUACGAGACGGACGCGCACGCAAACGGACAGUUCGGAGGCAUCGAGCGAGGGUAGCCCACCGCGCAGUCCGGAAGGUAGCCACGAGGAGGUGGAGAUGGAUGAGCCGAAGAAGAUUCUGAUCGUGGAUGCACGAUCGUACACGUCCGCGGUAACGAACCGGGCACGCGGUGGAGGAUGUGAGUGUGCCGAGUACUAUCCGAGCGCUGAGAUACAGUUCAUGAGCCUUGGCAACAUUCACGUGAUAAGGAAAAGUUUCCACGCGUUAAGGCAACUUUGCGCUUCGCAGGCGGACAUUCCAAAUUGGCUUGGUUUGCUGGAACGAACGCUUUGGUUGCAACAUCUUUCCGGUUUGCUGGCGGCCUCGAUGGUGGUGUGCCAUGCAAUCGAGCGAAAUGGGCGGCCGGUGCUGGUACACUGUUCCGAUGGUUGGGACCGUACGCCGCAGAUCGUCGCCACGGCACAGCUCUGUCUCGAUCCGUACUACCGUACGAUCGAAGGUUUCCGCGUGCUGGUCGAGCGGGAGUGGCUGAGCUUUGGACACAAGUUUGCCGACCGUUGCGGGCACGGUCCCGGCUCCGACGAAACAAACGAGCGGUGUCCUGUGUUUCUUCAAUGGCUCGACUGUGUGCAUCAAAUCCAUCGUCAGUUUCCUUGCAGCUUUGAGUUUGACAUGGGCUACCUGAUCAAAUUAGCACAACAUUCGCAUUCGUGCCUAUUUGGAACGUUCCUCUGCAACACGGUGAAAGAGCGGCAGGAAAAUAGCGUCCCCGAUCGGACGUUCUCUGUGUGGCCUUUCCUAUCCGGUCCGAUCUAUAAGAAUCAUCUGUACGUGCCGAACCGCGAGCGCGUCCUGUGGCCGGCGCAUAAUGUGCGCGAUCUGCGCCUCUGGACGGAAGUGUACCUGGGCAGCUGGGGUGGCCACAACCAGCAGUCGGCAUCAGAAGUGGCCGAUUAUCCAACAGCGAGCGUUCCAUCGGGCGGUUCCGAUGUCGUCUCGGCAGUCGGUGGUGUAAGGAGUAUCGGGUCCGGUAACGAUCCAACCGGCAGCAUCCCUGUUGGGGUAGGAUCAUCAUCCGUGAACGUUGUUGUCGACGGGAUGGCAACAGCAUCCGUGACCGGGUGUAGUCCGGAACAGAACGGUUCGAUGACGAAGACGCGCUCGUACAGUGAUAUCAAAGAAGCAACCUCAGGUAGCGGCAUGACACGUCGCUCAAGUGAUCCAAGCAUGACCCUAGACUCAAGCAUUAUUCAUCGGACCGGUGGACCUGCGGCGAUUAAUCUUUCGCAGGAAGAAAGCUCAAUCGAUUCCAACCUUUCGUCCGAUCGCGAAACGUCACCCGAUCUUCGCUCCAUUGACGAUCAUUUGCUACAUCGUGGAGUAACAGCCAGUUCCUUUAUUCAGCAUGCCACCGAAAAGCUACAAAGUCUCACCCAAGAACUGAACCAAUCAGACGAAGAGUUAGAACAAGCCAUCAAGAACCAGCGCAAUCUAGCCAACAGCAGCAGUCCGGCACGGAGCGCUGUCGCUAUGACCGAACAAAUCGGGUCGAAUAUUCUUUCUUCCUCACCCUCUUCUAGUCUUUACGCUAAUGGUAGCAUCGGUGGGAUCGAUAGCUUAGCAGCGGCGGCAGCUGCUACGUUAAUUCCAACUGCAACCACAAACGUUCGACCUUCCUUUACGACCACUAGCAUCGGGGAUGGUACGAUGAAACAACAAAGUAUCGAAGAAAAUAGCUACCGUUAUCGUUUCCAACCCAUCCUGCCGGAAUUGGUGACGGCAUGCUCUCCACCAGUGGUACGAGAGUCCAGCAGUAGUCCAACACAAUAUCCGGCCAGACAGCAGCAGCAACAUCUCGUGAUGUGGCCGAACGCAAUCGACGAGAAUACCUCCCGCAUCAUCAAAAUCGAAUCGUACCAGUCGUCUGCUGUUGUUGGUAGUAAGGAUGUGCUGGAUGGUGGUGGUGGCGGUGGUGGUAUUGGAAUGGAACGAGCCUUGAAUCGUACCGUAAUAGGACGUCCCAUCAUGGCCAACGACGAUAUGAUGAUGGAGAGCGUCGACCUAACCAUCGGUGGAUCCGACGACAACAGCUUCGUUGGUGAUAAACUACUUUCCGGUUCGCCAAAUCGAUUAGAAUCGCCGGGUCUGAAUGACAGGUCAUUAAGUCCCAAUCUUUGGCAUGGAUCGAUAGAAACCAGUACGGACACGCUGGUACCUGUUGAUCAAUAUCCGCUGUCCGCCGGCAGUAUGCAAGGUGUGUUGAGCAACUUGAAGGAAGACGUCGAAAACAUCCGGCAGGGAUCUGAACGGCGGAAGGCAACACUGUUGGAACACGAGCAGCACUACAGCAGCAGCAACGGUGUCGGUGGUGAUGGUAGUAUUAGUUUAGCGGUAGGAAACAGUGAUAGUAGUCAGCAGAGACUUGCAAAUGGUAAAGCAUCGGAAACGACAAUGGCGCCGAAUGACAUUUCUGACGGGGCCGAGGUCACGAGCGAUAGCGAUACCGUUAAAGCUCCGACUGGUGAUAGUAAUGGAUGUGAUUUUACUAGUGAUUACGAUAGGAAAUUAUCAAAUCAAUCAACGUUGGCGCUUGCCUGCGAUUCGCUACCAAAAGAUCGACCUGAUUAUCGCCACCAGCAGCAUCCGCCCGAACCGACCUUGGAAAGUGAUCGCGGUGGAGGAGGGCCAACAGGGCGGUCGGCUCUGUCGUCUGUCGCACAGAACAACAAUGUCAGCUGUGGUGGUGUUAACUACAACAAACUCAAAGCGAAUGGUACGCCGGGCGUACCGAUUGCACCGAUGUCCACUGGUUCGGCCACCACCAACAACUUGCUCACCUCGAUGAUGCUGAUGGACGAAAGCAUUAUCAUUCAGCCACAGUUUCAGCAGCUUGAAAUCAAUGGAAAACAGCCAUCUGGCGAUGGUGGAACAGCAAAUGCUGGAUACGGCCUGAUAAUGCCACAGAAGGAACGACGACGAAGAAACUCGUCCAACUCGAAACAUGACCUUAUGAGCCCUUGUAAACCAACCAACGGAAGUAUAUCCCCAAGUGCCACACACUCCCGGUUUUCGACGCCGGGUGCCCGGUCACUGCCACUGACACCACCGAGUGUACCGUACGCGGCGGAUAGGCCACCGGUAGCGACGUUCUCGUGCCCGGACGGGUUGGCUCACGCACUCUCGGAACAAAAUUUACGCCUCCAGCAGAUUGUCUACGAACAUCGGCUUCGCGAGGAAGCGCUACAGCGUGAACUGUACGCCACACGGUUAGCGCUGUUGAAGAAAACCUGCCAGCACUGUUGUAGCAGCAGCGCCCAACCACAGUACGGCAAUGAGGAUCCCGUGCCGGUGAGCAUUUCCAUAACCAGCGUUGCUGCUUUAACUGCUACCGCAGCCGUCACGUCCACGAUGGGAGACAGGAUCGGCCGGGACACCGAUCGGAACCGCAGAGGUGCCCACAGUCACAGCAGCAGCCGCAGCAGUAGCGGAAGUGGUAGUAUGAGCACUAUCACCUCCAUCCGUACCACAGCCGCCACCGCCACUACCACCGAAGAUCUGUUCGCGGAAGCACUGAUGGGAACUUCCUCGCUGUACGGUUUAGAUGGUAAAAGUCUUUUGGUGUUUUCCGACACGGACGAGGAAGAGGAUGAAGAUGAUGGUACGUGUGGUGGUAGUGCUGCAGAAGAGCGUUGCUUAUGUCAAGCUAUAUUGAAACAUAACCGUCGCUUCGUGCAUAAUGUGCGUAUGUGGCGUACUGUGCGCCAGUUUCUAGAGCGUACCCGCCAGAAGCGUAUGGACUACCCGUCGAGGGAUCCUGUAAUGCCUCCCUCAGAGCCUUUCGCUCUAGAAGAUCCGCUUAGCGAGUACUAUGCUGAUAGUGUUGCUGACGACGAUGCGAAGAGUAGUGGCAGUAGUGCCAUUUUAGACGGUUGCGAUGAUGUUGACAUUGAGCCGAGAGGGAGGAUACAACAAAGACCAGACAGGAAAAUCCUGCAUUAUGAAGGCGAAAAAUCGCUCGAUGGUAUCAUAGAUGGUGGUGGUGGUGGUGGUGGUGGUGAUGAGGAUGAGAAUGAUGAUGCUGAAUUAUCCUCCCAACUGAUGGUGGAUUCAAUGAACGAAAAUGCGUCGAAUUGUUCAUGGGAGGCGGUCGAUGAUCGGAGCGCACCAUCGUCGGGCGCCAACUCGUCCCAGCAAAUGCAGUACAGUAGCAGCGGUGUCGGCGGUAGCACCAGUGUGCUCUGGGUCCCGGAUCAUGCCGUGACACGUUGCACCACAUGCCAGACCGAGUUUUGGCUCGGUCGGCGCAAGCACCACUGUCGCUCGUGUGGACAGAUUUUCUGUGCGGACUGUUCCGAGUUUACGGCGCAUCUGCCUGAGGAGCGACUGUAUCAGCCGGUUCGGUUGUGUGGCCCAUGCUACCAGCGGAUCUCAUCCAUGACGGUUCCUGCUACCAGUUCCAGCGCAGCUGUGGCUGGUAGUCUAACUCUAACGUCCUCCGCUACGCACAGCGGCAGUCUGGCUAGUAAUGUCACCGGUUCGACGGUCAAUGGAACGGCAGGUAACGCACUGAACGAUGACACCAAUGCGUUUCUACACCGAUCGAACGUAACGGCCGCGGCCACAAUGAUGAUGCGCGAUCGGAUCACCAGCAUGAGCCAGAUCCAGUCAUUGCUGGCGGCCGAAUGUAGCUCGGAAGCACCGAGGGCUAGCGAAAGUUGCUGCAAGCCGAAUGUUACCGCAGCGACGAACUAAACUUCGCACAGACUUACAUUCUUUUCCGAAUCGAUCUGACACAAGUCGCGCACGUGUGCGUGUGUGUGUGGAUGUUAGGAGAGGCCACAUUGUAGAAAAAAAAGGACGAGUGCCAACACACAUUUAUUGUUACAUUUUUAUAAUCUUAUUCAUCAUUCUCGUUCGCACAUAAUUUCUAUGUUCUUGUUUGUUCACAUCAUUAUCAUCAUUGCACAGACACACGCAGACGCACGAUUACUUUAUCUAAUAAUUUAUCGUACUUUUUACUUGUUGUUUGACUCGUGUUACGAUUUCUUGCUUUAAAUGAUUACUGUUAGGGUUUUGUUUUUCCUUAAAUAAUGAAACUUACUAUUGGUAAGCGUUUUCUAUUUUUUUUUUAAUCUUCUAACUCUCUUGGUCGCACUUGUGAGAUGCAUUGCUAUGUACGCUUUUAGUAGGGUAUCCUAAUACCGUGUGUGCGCGACGUUGAAAACAGCAAACGAUUAAUGCUGCGUGAUUAAUUUGUGACCUUUCUAUUUUUCCUACGAUGGUUAAGUUAUAUAAGUGGUAACGCAAACGGAAAGGAGUAAAGAAAUGAAAUAUUCAAAUGACAGAAAUAGGUUUUUUGCGGUGUAACGUCGAAAAAAAAACACGGUGUAUGGAAAAAUAAUAUGUUAUAUCUUAUGCAUUAGGGAAAUCAAUUGAAUGGUGUGAAAUAGAAUAUGAUGAAAAGGGAAGAAAAACCCGAUAAGAAGUUGAUGCAAACAUCAGACACUAUUAAAUAUAUGCGAAGAUGAAGCGAAACAAAAACUCUAAGAUUGGAAUCAAAAUGUUCCAACUCUCGGAAAUACGCAACACACAAAAGUCAAUCCCCAAGAAAGCCAAGGAACCCUGAUGGGUAGAGCAAGAGCAGUAACAUAAGCAAUUGUAAUGGAAAAAAACACGACAUCGGUUUACACACAUGCUGAUGUGCGUAAUAGUUUAUCAACAAACAUUAUAUAAAUAUAUCUCUCACCCAAGAAAACAGCAGCAAGACCACGAAUAGAAAAAAAAAUAUGGAAAAAGGAAAUGCAAAAGUAAACACCAUCAUUUGAGAGAGCAGAAGAACAAUAUACACACACAAAUAACAUUAAGAAAUAGGAAUGCAAAACAUUUAAGAAGAAAUAUAUUAUACAUGUAUAUGGAAACAAGCAUAGCUAACAAAACAAAGGGUAGAUUGUAACAUUACAAAACGAAGAAAUGUAAUGCAAGCGACAGAUAAAGCAGGAAUGAUUUAGGGUUUUAAACAAAGAAGGAGAAAAAAACAAUACAAAAGCGUCACUCCGAUCGGGACACACAGCUCUGUAGCGUGUGUGCUUGAAAACAUUAAAAAAACUACAACAUAAGACAGAACAAUGAAACGAGUUUAAUAAACCACAGGUAGUGUAGUGUAGCUGACUAAAAAACCAAACCUCAAACGGAAUGAAUAAGGAGCGAAACGAGAUAGAAUGUAAACAUACACAAAUAGUAACCAACGGGUGUGUUGCUGAAACAACUCCAAAUGAUUAAACAUCUCGCGCAUUUCUUUGUGUGUUUGUUGUAUGAGAACUAAGUUCAAUAUGUUUUUGUUUUCUACUCAUUUUUGUCCCCGCCCGCAAAAUGCCUAAUGGCAAAGUAAAACAAGUAAUCUCGGCAUUAUUAAUUCAAUCUUUUAGCUUACACACACAAGAAACAAACAAAAAAAAACACACACACACGAACUUAUUAAGCUUCACUUGGUGUUUUACAAGUAAACAAUUCACGAAUCCCACGUAAAAAAGUAUGCAUGGCUCAGAGACAACUAUAGUGCAGCGUGUAAUUGUAGUACCUAUCGUAUGGCAAAAAAAAAGCAUUGAAAUACAAACUACAAACGGA